This is a messenger RNA of Mugil cephalus (flathead mullet), 3057 nucleotides long. It is a transcript of the gene racgap1, whose product is annotated as Rac GTPase activating protein 1. NCBI's taxonomy places the organism in Eukaryota, Metazoa, Chordata, Actinopteri, Mugiliformes, Mugilidae. The record is from RefSeq and is a predicted model, not a curated record. Gene Ontology annotation, biological process: signal transduction. The transcript has 17 exons. The coding region runs from base 186 to 2081 and encodes 631 amino acids.
CGAAAUUUGAAAUGCAACGCGCUCAGUGUGGCUGUGACUGCGGAAGGAUGUGGACAAAGGUACAAGAAGCUGACCGCUAAAUAAAAAAAAAAAGAAGAAGGAAAAGGAACAGGAAAAGAAGGAAACUUCGCCGAAAGGCUUCACCUUUUAACGUUUCUCCAGAGUGUCUUAAAUUGCAGAACACCAUGGAGACUGCGGUGCUGAGCCUCCAGAGCUUAUAUGAUAAGCUGAGGACACAAGCUGACCUUCUCAACGAGAACAUUGAACCCAAUUUCAUUCAGAUGGCACAAAACUUUGAUGACUGCCGUCGCAAGUGGCUUAGGGCCGAGCAGGAGCUGGGCUCCUGCAAGGAGAUACUCACCAAAACGGAGACGGAGAGAGGAUCCUUGGAGGUCAAACUGAAACAUGCCCGCAACCAAGUAGACGUGGAGAUAAGGCGCAGGCAGAAGGCCGAGUCCGACUGUGAGAAGUUGGACCGUCAAAUUCAGUUGAUCCGGGACCUCCUGACCAGCGAGGGAUCGAGCAACAGCAUCCAGCUGAGUGCCGAACAGCGCUCGGCUCUGGCCUUCCUGAACACAAACUGUCAGGCAGCCACCAAUCUGAACACCAGCCGAAGACUGGUGACGAUCGACGAGUCUGCCUCCAUCUUGUCAGAUAUCAGCUAUGACAAAACCGAUGACUCUCUGGACUGGGACUCCUCCACCAUAAGGACUGUGCGACUCAAAAAGCGAGAAAAAAGGCGCUCCUCAAGAAACCAUGUCGAUGGUCCUCCGUUGGCAUCCAAAAGGUCCAGAUCAACAGGCAGAACUUCAGCCAUGGGAAAUGAGACCCUUGUGACGAAGACCACAGUGACUGUCCCUGUCAAUGGAGGACCUGUUGAGGCAGUUUCCACCAUUGAGACUGUUCCUUAUUGGACUCGCAGCCGGAGGAAGACUGCUGAUCUGGAAUGGGACUCUGAAUCUGUCAAGUCUGAGGACGUCUUCAAACAGCCCGUCAACCCUGAGGCAGAGAGAAAACCAGAGCCUAGCACACCUCAGAGCACCGGAGGCGUCCGUCAUCAUGAGUUUGUCUCCAAAACUGUCAUUAAGCCUGAAUCCUGCGUGCCCUGUGGAAAGAGGAUCAAGUUUGGCAAGAUUUCUCUGAAGUGCCGUGACUGCAGGGUGGUGUCGCAUCCCGAAUGUCGCGAGCGUUGCCCUCUGCCGUGCAUCCCCAACAUGGGUGGCACGCCAGUAAAAAUAGGGGAGGGUGUGCUCGCAGACUACGUUCCAGACACUUCACCCAAGAUCCCCCCCCUUGUUGUCCACUGUGUAAGUGAGAUUGAACAAAGGGGCCUGCACGAGGCUGGAUUGUACCGUCUGUCUGGUGCCGAUCGCACAGUGAAGGAGCUAAAGGAGAAGUUUCUCCGCUCCAAAACGGUUCCCGUUCUCAGCAAGGUGGAUGACAUCAACGCCAUCACUGGCCUCCUCAAGGACUUCCUGAGGAACCUCAAGGAGCCUCUCCUCACCUUCCGCCUUAACCGCCCCUUCAUGGAUGCAGCAGAAGUUUCAGAUGACGACAACAGCAUCGCUCUGAUGUACCAGACCAUCAGUGAUCUGCCUCAGGCCAACAGAGACACGCUGGCUUUCAUGAUCCUGCACCUUCAGAGAGUCGCGGACAGUGUGGACACCAAGAUGGACAUCAGUAACCUGGCCAGAGUUUUUGGUCCAACCAUUGUGGGUCAUGCAGUUCCCAACCCAGACCCUAUGACAAUCCUACAGGAUACCAAGCGACAGCCUAAGGUUGUGGAGCGUCUGCUGGCUCUGCCGGUGGAUUACUGGAGCCAGUUUGUGAUGGCGGAAAACGAGCAGCCGAACUUGAACCACUUGAUCAUCGAGAACGCAAACUGCUAUGCCACCCCUGAGAGAAUGAGCAUGCUGGGGCCUCUGACCACUCCGGAGCACCAGUUCAAUAAAACCCCCUCCUCCAGCUCCCUGUCUCAGCGCAUGAAGUCCACUCUGACACCCAGAUUUGGGAGCAAGAGUAAAUCAGCGGUGGGAUUUUCUCGCCAAGGAAAGUUCUUUGCAUCUCCACUCCUCAAGUAAUCCAAAGCAGGUCGAAUGGUACUACAAUAACAACCAACCCAAUUUUGUUUUUAUGCAUAACACAUAACUAAAGCUAAAAAUGCCUCCAGCCUAGUCUUCCUUUAUAUUUUAUUACACAUCAGUACCCAGCUGUGUCAUUUGUAUGAUUUUACAUGUUUGUAAAAGGGUAAUCAUAUUUUAACCAGGUUUUUAGGCUUUCACAUCUAUGCACACUUUAGAGUGGUUGCUUUUGCUAAAUGCUUCACGUGUUCUCAUUUUAGAUCUUAACAUGUGAGAAUGUGUACUCAGUCCUUGAGAAGUGUGCUGAAAAUAUGUACUGUACAUGCACAGUUUUAUUGUGACCUGCUUCUAAAUGUAAUCGUUUCCUCUAAGAGUUUUUCAGCUCAUGUGUCACUCAGAAGUUGAAGAACCAAUUCUUUGGCAUUUCAUUCUAGGAUUUAAUUGAAUGCGUGCUUUCUUGUAGCAUGACCUUUUAGUUUUGAUGUUUGUUUAACACUUUUGUUUCUGUUUGAGUUGUCUUCCUUUGCCAGUGACUUGUAAUGUAAACAUUGAGAAUCGUACAAGCCCUUUUCAGACUUUGAAUACAAAAACUAGUUCUAAGACCUCGAUGAAGACCUUUCUCAUCCUCAGGAUCUUCUCAAGUCAUCAACGACGAGCUUUUGAAAGCUUGCGGAUACAUUUUUUUUUUCAUUGAUAUCUUGAGGAAGGUCACUGAGUUUAAAAGUGGCAUUGCCAGUAAUAAUCGGUAACAUUGGGCUGUUACCUGUGCAUUGUCUGAUCAUUUCGCUCCUCUGUUUAUUCCUCUGUGUAAUGUUUGUACUGUGGGAUGUUGCUAAAUGAGCAGUCCUGCGCUAAAGGCAAUUACUUUGUAAAAUUAGCCAGUUCAGUUAUGGUGGCAUUAUUUGAUUUCCUAAUAGCACAAAUACGCUCUUUAAGACUCAUGUAACUUAUAAAAUACAUUUCUAACAUUUACAAA